CGGCCUCUUAUCAAACUGGAAACUAACAGUAGCUAACUUUGAAUAAAGCGCCGAAUACGCGACGAAUGUCACGUGACGGAGACGUCCACCGAGACUUUCACGUGUUCGUGACGUCACCCACGGCCUCUUAUCAAACUGGGAACUAGAGGCUAGCCUGAGUGGAAUACGCGUGUGAGAAGGACUCAGGAGGGCGACAGACAUGACUUCAAGUGGGACACACGUCGACUCGAAGUCGGAACUAACUACCCUGCUGGAGCAGUGGGAGAGUGGACAUGGAAGUGGCCAGGAUAUGGUGCCUGUUUUAACCAGGAUGUCUGAGCUAAUUGAGAAGGAGACAGAAGAAUAUCGCAAAGGGGACCCAGAUCCUUUUGAUGACCGACAUCCAGGUCGUGCAAACCCAGAAUGUAUGCUUGGAAAUCUGCUACGAAUCCUUUUUAAGAAUGACGACUUCAUGAACGCACUGGUGAAUGCCUAUGUCAUGACAAGUAGAGAGCCCCCAUUAAAUACUGCAGCAUGCCGUUUGCUCUUGGACAUAAUUCCGGGACUGGAGACAGCUGUCGUCUUCCAGGAGAAGGAAGGGAUUGUCGAAAAUCUAUUUAAGUGGGCACGGGAAGCGGAACAACCACUUAGGACCUACGCUACAGGGUUGCUGGGGGGAGCCAUGGAAAACCAAGAUAUUGCAGCCAACUAUCGGGACGAGAACUCACAGAUGGUUGCCCUGGUUCUCAGCAGGCUGCGGGAGCUGCAGUCUCAGGAUGCUUCCUGUAAAAAGGAAAUGAAGCGACAGAGCCCACGUAAGCCUCUUAGUGAACCUCUACUUCCAUUAGAUGAGGAGGCAGUGGACAUGGACUAUGGAGAAACCCCGCUGGAUACGGGGCCUAACCAUGAAGAGGUGGUUUCCUUUCACUUGGAAUCUUCUCCAGCUUAUGGAGUUAUGAACUCUGGGGGCACAGGGCCUUCAUCUAGAAAGAAGUCUGACACGGAGGCUCAUCGUAAAUUGAAACAAAAACUCAGCUUUUCAGAGCCUGAACGAGCAUCAAGUGAACUCUCCAAUAGCAGCUGGUUAGAAAUGUCACCAUGGGUCAUUGGCACCAAUUACAGCAUGUGUCCUCUGACUCCAGGCAUUGAACAGAGACUGAUCCUACAGUACCUAACGCCUCUUGGCGAGUACCAGGAGUUACUCCCCAUCUUUAUGCAAAAGGGUUCUCGUGAGCUGAUGAUGUAUUACAUUGACCUAAAGCGUACAAACGAUGUGUUACUCACGUUUGAGGCUCUUAAGCACUUGGCUUCUCUUCUUCUUCACAACAAGUUUGCUGCCGAAUUUGUUGCUCAUGGGGGUGUCCAGAAAUUGCUGGAGAUACCACGUCCUUCCAUGGCAGCUACUGGAGUGUCCAUGUGUCUUUACUAUUUGUCUUACAACCAGGAUGUAAUGGAAAGGGUAUGCAUGCACCCUCACAAGGUUUUAAAGGAUGUAGUGAACUACACGCUGUGGCUCAUGGAGUGCUCACAUGCAUCUGGCUGCUGCCAUGCCACCAUGUUCUUCUCCAUCUGUUUCUCUUUCCGAGCUGUCCUGGAGCUGUUUGACAGUCAAGAUGGACUACGGAGGCUAGUGAACCUGAUCAGUACCCUUGAAAUCUUAAACCUGGAAGAUCAAGGUGCCUUGCUGAGUGAUGAUGAGAUAUUUGCAAGCCGCCAGACAGGAAAGCAUACUUGCAUUGCAUUGCGCAGAUAUUUUGAAGCUCAUCUUGCCAUUAAGGUGGAACAAGUUAAACAGGCUCUGCAGCGCACUGAGGGUGGGCUACCCAUACAUCCACCUCCACCUUACAAGGCAUGCACAUAUACACGUGAGCAGAUAGUAGAGAUGACUGAGUAUCUCAUUGAGUUUGGUCCAGCUCAGCUGUAUUGGGAACCUGCUGAGGUUUUUCUUAAACUCUCCUGUGUUCAGCUCCUUUUGCAGCUUAUCUCAAUUGCCUGUACCUGGAAAACUUAUUAUGCCAGGAAUGAUACAGUGCGCUAUGCCCUGGAUGUGCUUGCCAUUCUGACUGUGGUGCCAAAGAUUCAACUUCAGUUGGCUGAGCCAGUAGAUGUCCUGGAUGAGGCAGGUUCCACUGUCUCAACUGUAGGGAUGAGUAUUGUGUUAUGUGUGGCAGAGGGAGAAUUUUUCACACAUGAUGCAGAAAUUCAGAAAUCUGCCCUUCAAAUCAUCAUAAACUGCGUUUGUGCUCCUGAGACGCGAGUCUCCAGCAUUGGUAAAUAUAUCUCUGGGACACCUCGGAGAAGGGCACUUGUUUGUCUGCCAUUUCAUCACCAUGGACGCGGAGAGCCCACACUUUCCAAGAUGUGGAAUGUUGUCCAGUCUAAUAAUGGUAUCAAAGUGCUUUUGUCUCUGCUUUCUGUAAAAAUGCCCAUCACCGAUGCAGAUCAGAUCCGGGCUUUGGCCUGCAAAGCACUGGUUGGCCUAAGCAGGAGCACUUCAGUGCGGCAAAUUAUUUCAAAGCUGCCCCUGUUCAGCAGCAGCCAGAUUCAGCAGCUGAUGAAAGAGCCAAUCCUCCAGGACAAGCGUAGUAAGCAUGUGCGCUUCUGCAAGUAUGCAGCUGAGCUGAUUGAGCGAGUGUCUGGGAAGCCACUGCUGAUGGGAAGUGAUGUGUCCCUUGCGCGCCUGCAAAAGGCAGAUGUUGUAGCACAGUCUCGUAUUUCAUUCCCUGAGAAAGAACUGUUGCUGCUAAUACGAAAUCACCUGGUAUCCAAGGGAUUACAGGAAACUGCAGCCACGUUGACACGAGAGGCUGAUCUACCUAUGACUGCUGCUUUACAUUCUUCUACCUUCCUGCCUGCCACUGCUACCCAACCACCUACUACUUCUUCACCUAUUUCUCUGCCACGUGCACCACGUAUCCCCGCUAGACUCUCAAGCACAGCAUUGUGCCCAAGACCACCGUUGCCGCCAACUUUGUCAUCUCCUGUCCCGGUAUCAACAGGUUCCCCACUUAUUGGGCGUAUCAGCUUUGCUCGAGAACGGCAGUCACCUUGUAAUGGAAAGAGGGGACGUGUUCUGCGGCAGAAGUCAGAUCAUGGAGCCUAUAGCCAGAGCCCUGCCUUCAGAAAGCAACUGGAUAGACAUGUGCCCUCUCCUCCCACACUGGACAGCAUUAUGACCGAGUAUCUGCGAGAACAACAUGCUUGUUGCAAGAAUCCUGUUGCGAUAUGCCCCCCCUUCUCCCUUUUUAGUCCACAUCAGUGCCCAGAGCCUAAACAGCGCAGACAAGCCCCUAUAAACUGCACUUCCAGGUUAACCCGACGUGCUGCCUUUCCAAAAUAUGGAGGUGCAGAUGGGGGCUGUUUUGACAGACAUCUUAUUUUUAGCAGGUUUCGUCCAAUAUCUGUGUUUCGUGAAACCAAUGAAGAUGAGAGUGGUUUCACAUGUUGUGCAUUCUCGGCACGUGAGCGGUUUCUGAUGCUGGGAACAUGCACAGGGCAGCUAAAACUAUACAAUGUGUUUAGUGGGCAGGAAGAAGCUAGUUACAAUUGUCACAUCUCUGCAAUAACACACCUGGAGCCAUCUCGGGAUGGGUCUCUCCUUUUAACUGCAGCCACAUGGAGCCAGCCCCUCUCGGCACUUUGGAGCAUGAAAUCUGUCUUUGAAAUGAAGCAUUCAUUUUCGGAUGAUCAUUAUGUUGAAUUUAGCAAACUUUCACAGGACCGUGUCAUUGGUACAAAGGAAGAUGUGGCUCAUAUUUAUGAUAUUCAGACCGGGCAGAAGCUACUUACCUUGUACAACUCAGAUCUGGCAAAUAACUACAAGCGCAACUGUGCUACCUUUAAUCCUACCGACGACCUGGUUCUGAAUGAUGGAGUCUUGUGGGAUAUGCGAUCUGCCCAGGCCAUCCAUAAAUUCGACAAGUUCAACAUGAACAUAAGUGGUGUAUUUCACCCCAAUGGCCUGGAAGUCAUCGUGAACACAGAGAUUUGGGACCUUCGAACCUUUCACCUUUUGCAUACCGUGCCGGCUCUGGACCAGUGUCGUGUUGUGUUCAAUAACACUGGAACUGUCAUGUAUGGAGCCAUGCUUCAGGCAGAUGACGAGGAUGACCUGCUAGAAGAAAGGAUGAAAAGUCCAUUUGGUUCUUCUUUCCGAACCUUUAAUGCAACAGAUUAUAAACCAAUAGCCACCAUCGAUGUGAAGCGCAAUAUAUUUGAUCUGUGCACAGACACAAAAGACUGCUAUCUAGCUGUUAUUGAGAAUCAAGGCACAAUGGAUGCUUUAAAUAUGGACACAGUCUGCCGCCUCUAUGAGGUUGGGAGGCAACGGCUUGCAGAGGAUGAGGAUGAAGAGGAAGAUCAGGAGGAAGAGGAACAAGAUGAGGAAGAUGAUGAUGACGAUGAUGACUCUGAUGACUUGGGUCCUUUACUGGAUGCAGAGCUGGAGGAAGAGGAAACAGGUGAACAAGCAGGCGAGGAUGGAGAGAAUGAUUUCUCACCCUCUGAUGAAGAAGAGCUUGCAAAUUUACUUGAUGAUGAUGAUGAUGAUGAUGGGGAUGAAGACGGCCAUGAUGAAGACUCCGAUAUCGAUCCUGAAGUAGAACUAAUGCUUGGAGACUGUCCAUAAGGAAUAACCUUUGUUUCAGGGGUAUUCCAGCAACCAUAAAUAAACCAUUAAGAGAAUCUGCUGAAUGCCUUUUAAAGAGUUACUGUCACAUGCAGAAGAGGGAGAACUGGUAACACUCACUACAUUGUCUCCUUAAACUCAGACAAGUUCCAUAAUCAUUUUCCAGAGGUAAAUGCGAAUAUACCUCUUUAAGGCAAUGUGCAACACCUUAACAAACACCUGACUUAGCUCAAGAGUUGAUACAUCGAACCUCUGUGUUGUUCUCUUAAACAGCUGGUAGAAGUGAGAACAGUACUGGGCACAAAGAGAGAUUUUUGUACUUAUCGUUAAAUCUUUUUCUUUUGUCCUAUAUUGGGGGACACAGGCACCUUGGGAUGAAGAUCCUGCAUCUGGAGAAUGGACACUAACUUGUUAACUGUGUCUCCGCCUCCUGCUCUGGGCUUCAUCCCCUGCCUCCUCCUACUACAUUCAGUUUCAACCGAAGAAGGAGCAUAGCAACCCAAAACAGGAGUACCUUGACCCCCUCAAAACAGAAAACUAUAAAAAAUACUCCAACAGGAGAAAACUGUUUAGAACCUAAGUUGUCAAAAUUUCAGUGUCAAUACAGGGAGGGAAGGCCUUUGUCCCCCAAUAUAGGACAAGAGAAAAAGAUUUAACGGUAAGUACAAAAUCUCUCUUGCCUAAUUGGGGGACACAGGCACCUUGGGGAUGUCCCAAAUCAACCCAUGAGGGUGGGACACUGAUACCCCUAUGACGGUGCUCAGUUAAUAACAGUCUGUAGCACCUUCCUCCUGAAGCUGGCUUCGGCUGAUGCCUGUGGGCGUAGCCUGUAGAAUCGCGUGAAUGUAUGAAGGGAUGCCCAGGUAGCCUCUUUGCAGAUUUGUUCUGCCGAUGCCUGAUGCCAAACUGCCCAGGAAGUACUGAGAGAACGUGUUGAAUGGGCCUUUACUUUGAUCGGUGGAGCUUUCCCCUUCACCGUGUAAGCUCUAGUGACUGUGGAGCGAAUCCACUUGGCUUUCAAAGUCUUAGAUGCUUUAGUCCCUCUUUUAGGUCCAGUGGGCACAAUGAAAAGUUCUUCCACACCUAGAUCUGGACCGCUGCUCCAAAAGCUGCUAUCUCCAACUUCUCUACUUCGCAAAGAAAGCCAUUCUACUGAAUUGGAAAUCUACUGCCCCUCCGUCUCUACCGUUCUGGCUGAAUCUAGUUAACAGCUCUCUGUCUAACCAGAAACUGACAUACCUCUCCCGUGGCUGUCCGGAAAAAUUUACCAACAUAUGGGGCUUGUGGCUGGCCUACAGAGAAAACCCGGUUAAUCUGCUGAGAAAUGUAAAUUGUUGAACUGUGCUGUUCCUGAUUGCUAGACAUGUUAACUUGCCCUGCUCCCAUUGCCUUCGCUUUCUUCUCUUCUCCCUUCUCUCUCUAUCUUUUUCUUCUCUUUUUCUCUUCUGUUGAAAACCUGAAAAUAAAAACUUUUAAAAAAAAAAAAAA
This is a messenger RNA of Xenopus laevis (African clawed frog), 6094 nucleotides long. It is a transcript of the gene dcaf1.S, whose product is annotated as VDDB1 and CUL4 associated factor 1 S homeolog. Gene Ontology annotation, biological process: chromatin remodeling; protein ubiquitination. Gene Ontology annotation, molecular function: histone H2AT120 kinase activity; nuclear estrogen receptor binding; protein serine/threonine kinase activity. NCBI's taxonomy places the organism in Eukaryota, Metazoa, Chordata, Amphibia, Anura, Pipidae. Gene Ontology annotation, cellular component: centrosome; cytoplasm; nucleus. The record is from RefSeq and is a predicted model, not a curated record. The transcript has 24 exons. The coding region runs from base 200 to 4606 and encodes 1468 amino acids.